GGUAUUCCUCGAGAUAAACAUACCUAGGUGGGGUUUGUCCAUCGAUUACAAAUGACGAAACAUCUUCGUAUUUGAUUGUGUCGACCGUGUCAUGGGAUUUCCAGUUUUACCUGUUGUCUGGUUGCCCUGAGACAACGGCUGUCGUCCAGCUGCCUCCCUCAGUCGAGGUGUGACGAUCGCUCAGCUGAGGUGUCGAGACUGCUCAGGUGUGAAGACGCAGCAAUGGCAUCCAACGCAGCCCCCUUGGGAACGCUUCCCAGUGGGAUUGGAAUAUUUACCUGCCUUCCCGAUAUUUUCUACCUCCCAGAACUGGUGUUUGGAGGCCUUGUCUGGAUCCUGGUGGCCUCUUCGCUGGUCGUCCCAGCCAACCCUCAGGGCUGGGUGAUGUUCGUCUCCGUCUUCUGCUUCGUCGUGACCUUCCUCUGGAUGGUGCUGUUCGCCUGCGGGGCACAUCACAGCAAACCCGGCUGGGCUGCUGCAGACUUUGUGUACCACGGCAUCGCUGCCUUCUUCUACCUCAGUGCCUCUGUUGCACUAGCCAGAGUAACUAUAGAGAUGAAGGAUGGGAGCAUUUUUCUGAACUACCAGCUGGAUAUAUCUGCUGUGGUCUUUUCCUACGUGGCCACGCUCCUUUACUUUGUCCACACCAUCCUGUCGGCUAUACGCUGGAAGUCUUUCUAAGCCUUCCUCCUGUCCAACUCCACCAGAGCCCUACACCCACUGGAACUCUACCUCCACCUUAUGAACUGGUUCUAGUGAAUCUGGUUCUGGCUAGCCUAAUAAAUCUGGAUCUAGCUAACUAACCUAAUGGUUCUGGCUGGCCUAAUGAGUAAUAAUAGCUAACUAUCCUAAUAUCUAUUUAUCCCUAGGCUAUUAAUUUAGCUAGCUAGCCUUUCAACGGGGUCAUCCCUAUGUUCCCCUGAUUCUAUGUUCCCCGGGUGCAAAGGGUUAGGGUCAGGUUUAGGGUUAUGGUUAGGGUUAGGGUGAGGAUUAACCCUAAACCUAACCCUAACCAUAACCAAUUGGAGGAGAGCCAUUCUAACCAAUCACAGGCGAAUCAGAGGCGAAAAAAAGGCGGUACUUGCCCAUACCAUCCUAUGAAAAAAAGAUUUGCUCACAGGAUCCUAAGUUCCCCGGUCACAUGUAAAGCGGGGAACAUAGGACCCGGGGAACAUAGGUACGCUCCCCCUUUCAACAAUACUUAAAUACGUUCCAUCCAUCUCUAAUGAAACAUACUGGAAUGCACGUGCAGUAGUCCAUCUUCUUUACAUGCAGUCCUAUGAUAUGCUACUACACAUACAGUACAUACAAAAAAUAAUAAUUAACUAUUCAGUUAAAGGUGCUUUUAGUGCAAACACUGAGAUUGUUUUUUAUAACUGGGUUAAGGUUUGAAGUUUUCGAAAAGGUUCCCACACAGCUUGUUUUCUAUUGUUGUAAAUGUUUGUUAAAAGAGAGAUGAUCAACUACACCAAAUGCAGCAGAGUUCGACCUCUUUGUAUUACCUUUGCUGUCGGGUUUUUUUAUAUAUUUUUACAACAGCUGAGUUCAUUAAACAUCAAAUGUGAUUCCCUGA
Molecule: messenger RNA, 1573 nt
Organism: Gadus morhua (Atlantic cod)
Lineage: Eukaryota; Metazoa; Chordata; Actinopteri; Gadiformes; Gadidae
Product: myelin and lymphocyte protein
Exons: 4
Coding region: 223-681 (152 amino acids)
Biological process (GO): myelination
Cellular component (GO): membrane
Molecular function (GO): structural constituent of myelin sheath
Source: RefSeq, a predicted model, not a curated record